GCUAAGUGUUGAGGAGAGUGUGAGAGGAGAGAUAACACUACAAAUUUACACCUGACACAUACACAAAAACACUCUCUCUCUACUCUUUCUCUCUCUAAACUCAGUCCUCGCUAUCUUCUUCUUCUUCUUCUUUCUUCUUUUUGGGUUUUUCUUUCUGGGUUGAUUCUCUGAUUCAUUAAUUUCUGGGGGGUUUUUCGUUUUUGGUUCCCCUUAAUUAAUUGAUAUGGAGUUCGAGGAUCAAGAGGAGCAUGACGAAGAGAUGGAGAUGGCGGCGAGUUACGACUCGCUCGGAAACUCAGCGGGUGGCGUCCGGGUCAAAAUGUCGAGUUCUGGACCCGAGGGCGUAGCAGCAAUAGCGGCGGCGGCGGCGGCGUCUCAGCAGCAGCAGCAGCAACAGCAACAGCAACAGCAACAGCAGGAGAGGAAAGGGGCCGCCAGCGACCCGGGCGGGCUCGCGCUCAUGACCGCAGACCCGUACGGGCAGCUGGUGCCGCUCCACGGGCAGCACAACCACCCGCAGUUCUCGCCGUACUACCGUACGCCAGCAGGGUACCUCCACGUGGCACCGCACCACAGGCCGCUGGCGCUGCCUUCGACGUCGGGAGGGGGCGGGACCCAUAGCAGGGGGGAGGAGCAGGAGGACGACAUGUCGAAUCCUAGCGGAGGCGGCGGCGGUGGAGGGGAUUUGGGAAUGGGAGGGGGUUUACAUGGAACGGCGUCUUCCGGGAAGAAGAGGUUCAGGACGAAGUUUACGGCCGAGCAGAAGGAGAGGAUGUUGACUUUGGCGGAGACGCUGGGGUGGAGGAUUCAGAAGCAGGACGAGCCGGCGAUUCAGCAGUUCUGCAACGAGACUGGAGUGAAGCGUCACGUCCUCAAGGUUUGGAUGCAUAACAACAAGCACACUCUGGGGCCUUCAAAUGAUGAACCCAACCCGAGUUGAAAAGGGAUGAUGAUCUUUGGGACCUAGCUUUCAUAUUCUCUGGUCUGUUUCUUUCUGCUACCAAGUUUUUGUCUUUGCUCUUUCUUGCAUUGCAAACACUGCUUUUACUUUUGCAGUAAUGAGUGCAGAAUAUAUAUAUAUAUAUAUAUA
This is a messenger RNA of Prunus mume (Japanese apricot), 1090 nucleotides long. Lineage: Eukaryota; Viridiplantae; Streptophyta; Magnoliopsida; Rosales; Rosaceae. The record is from RefSeq and is a predicted model, not a curated record.